AUGGCCGGAGAACAACAUCUCUUGUCUACGGAGAUUGUUAACAGGGGCAUUGAAUCUUCUGGCCCUGAUGCCGGAUCCUUAACAUUCUCCGUCAGGGUUCGUCGUCGCCUGCCAGACUUUGUGCAGUCCGUUAACCUCAAGUAUGUGAAACUGGGUUACCACUAUCUGAUAAAUCAUGGGAUUUAUUUGGCCACCAUACCACUUCUGGUGCUGGUUUUCAGCGCAGAGGUAGGCAGCCUCAGCAGGGCAGAGCUGUGGGGGUUUAUUUGGGACAGCACUGCACGCUAUGAUCUUGCCACCGAGCUGGCAUUUCUUGGCGUCUUUGUGUUUACUCUCUCUGCAUAUUUCAUGUCUCGGCCUAGAUCCAUUUACCUUCUCGACUUUGCAUGUUACAAACCCAGUGAUGAUUUCAAGGUGACAAAGGAGCAAUUCAUCGAGCUAGGGAGAAAAUCAGGAAAAUUCAACGAUGCGAGUCUCGAAUUCCAGAAGAAAAUCUUAGAGUCCUCUGGUAUUGGAGACGAAACCUACGUCCCAAGAUCAAUAAGUUACCCGGAAAAUAUUGCUACAAUGAAAGAAGGUCGAGCUGAAGCAUCAAUGGUGAUAUUCGGAGCCCUAGACGAGCUUUUUGAAAGCACACGCAUUCGUCCAAAGGAUGUUGGGAUUCUCGUCGUCAACUGCAGCAUAUUUAACCCGACGCCUUCUCUAUCGGCUAUGAUCAUAAAUCACUACAAGAUGAGAGGAAACAUUUUGAGUUUCAACUUAGGUGGCAUGGGAUGCAGUGCUGGAAUUAUUGCAUUGGACUUGGCUAGUGACAUGCUGCAAUCAAACCCUAAUAAUUAUGCGGUGGUGGUAAGUACUGAAAUGGUGGGGUACAAUUGGUACCCUGGAAAAGAACGAUCAAUGCUUAUUCCAAAUUGUUACUUCCGGAUGGGCUGCUCCGCCGUGCUCCUCUCCAAUCGCCGCCGUGACUACCCUUUUGCUAAGUACAGGCUUGAACAUAUUGUCAGGACACAUAAAGGUGCUGAUGAUCGUAGCUUCAGGUGCAUCCAUCAAGAAGAAGAUAGUGAGAGGUUCAAGGGAUUAAAGGUCAGCAAAGAUUUGGUAGAAAUUGGUGGUGAAGCACUCAAGACUAACAUCACAACAUUAGGACCCCUUGUCUUGCCCAUUUCAGAGCAACUCCUAUUCUUCUCCACACUUGUAUGGAGGCUCUUAUUCGGCAAUGGCGCGCAUUCCCAGCCAACGAAGCCAUACAUUCCCGAUUACAAACUAGCAUUCGAGCAUUUCUGUGUGCACGCCGCAAGCAAAACAGUGCUCAAUGAGCUGCAGAGGAAUCUGGAACUGAGCGAAAAGAAUCUUGAAGCAUCCCGUUCUACAUUGCACCGUUUUGGCAACACGUCCAGCAGUAGCAUUUGGUACGAACUGGCCUAUCUCGAGGCGAAGGAGAGAGUCAAACGAGGGGACCGUGUCUGGCAACUGGCGUUUGGGUCAGGUUUUAAAUGCAACAGCGUUGUUUGGCGAUCAAUGCGUCGCAUCAGGAAGCCGUCCAGGAAUCCAUGGCUCGAUUGCCUUGACAGGUACCCCCAGCAGGCUAUCUAG
Molecule: messenger RNA, 1596 nt
Organism: Fraxinus pennsylvanica
Lineage: Eukaryota; Viridiplantae; Streptophyta; Magnoliopsida; Lamiales; Oleaceae
Source: the annotation of a GenBank genome assembly